CUGUAAGCAGCGGCCGCAGCAACCGGGGGCCUUUCCAUCUUCUCCUAGUUGGGAGGAGGGGGGGCUCCUGGGGACACCUUUUCACCAUGAUCCUGCUGGUAUGCUUCUGCUGGGGCCUGUCGGUCAUUUUUGGACAGCAAGAUCCUGAAUUCUUAGCCAGGGAACUGGAAGAAGCUGAGAUUCUGGACUACAGCCUCAUCGACAAUGUUGCCCGCAGAGUCCCCAGACAAGCCCGGUUUUUGCAGAGGCUGGAAACCAGGCCGAGGAUGUCUGAAUUCUCAGUGAGAGCCACGAUCAUUUCCCGCUAUGCUUUCACCACCAUCUCCUGCACCUUGGUGAACAGCGGAUCGGAGGACAGGGAAGGUAUCUUUGAGAUGCAGAUACCCGUCACGGCCUUCAUCACUAAUUUUACCAUGGUCAUUGGGGACAAGGCUUACCACGGUGAAGUUAUUGGAAGAGACAAGAAGCUUGGUGAUGCAGCAAGACACCACAGAUAUUCAAGGCCCAGAGAUGACGGGGACAAUGGAGUUGAGAUGUUCAAGGCAUCUGGAACCAUUCCUAGGAAAGGGCAGGCUGUUUUCCUGUUGCAUUAUGAAGAACUCUUGCAAAGACGGCUGGGGAAGUACCAGUAUACCCUCAGCAUCCGGCCCCAACAGUUGGUCGGACGGUUGCGUGUGGAGGUGAACAUCCUUGAAAACUCGGGAAUUAUCUCUCUGGAAGUUCCACCGCUUCAAAGCAGCAGGAGCAGAGGUGGUGGGAAUGGCGAAGAUGAUGCGUCCCUGCCCCCUUCGACGGUGAUUGGCCAAACAAAAACUUUAGCCAAAGUGACCUUCAGUCCUAGCGUUGUCCAGCAAGCCAAGAUUGCACGGAACGGCAUUCUGGGAGAUUUUAUUGUCCGGUACGAUGUCAACAGGGAGCUGAGUGUCGGGGAUGUGCAGGUUUUGAACGGAUACUUUGUGCACUACUUUGCUCCCAAAGAUCUCCCUCCACUCCCGAAGAAUGUCGUCUUUGUGCUUGACAGCAGCGCCUCAAUGGUGGGGAACAAGUUGCGGCAGACCAAGGAUGCCCUGUUCACCAUUCUCCAAGAUCUGAGGCCUGAGGAUCAUUUCAACAUCAUUGGCUUCUCCAAUCGAAUCAAGGUCUGGCAACAAGACCGCCUGGUGCCAGUGACGCUCGACAAUAUCAGAGAUGCAAAGAUCUACAUCCACAAUCUGUCACCUACAGGAGGCACAAACAUAAACGGGGCCCUCCAGAUCAGCACAAAAAUCCUCAAUGACUACAUCGCCCAAAGUGAUAUCGAUGCCCGAAGUGCCUCGUUGAUUAUCUUCUUGACUGACGGGCGGCCCACAGUCGGGGAGACGCACUCAAGCAAGAUUGUCAACAAUACGAAGGCAGCCAUCCGCAACAAGUUCUGCCUCUUCACCAUAGGCAUCGGAAAUGACGUUGACUACAAACUACUGGAGAGGUUGGCGCUGGAGAACUGUGGUAUGAUGCGGCGCAUCCGGGAAGACGAGGAUGCCGCAGGGCAGCUGAAAGGGUUCUACGAUGAGAUUGGGACGCCUCUUCUUUCUGAUAUCCGGGUGGACUAUCCAGUUGGCAGCGUGGAGCGUGUUACCCAGAAUCUCUUCUCCAACUACUUCAAUGGGUCUGAAAUUGUCAUCGCAGGGAAGCUCCUCAACCACACAGCCAACAGCCUCCACGUGGAAGUGACCGCCAGCAACAGCAAGAAGUACAUCCUGCUCAAAACGGACGUGCCCGUCGAUCUGCCCGGACAGAACCAUAUCGGGACUCGCGCUUCCAAUGGUGUCGAAGACCACACCGAUGAUUGGAACUAUGUUGAACGGGCCUGGAGUUACCUCACCAUCAAGGAACUUCUGACUUCCUGGUUGAAGAGCGAUGACUCUGAGGAGAGGGAGAACCUCAGGGAACGAGCCAAGAAAUUGGCCCUCACCUACAACUUUGUCACACCUUUUACCACUCUGAAGAUGAAGGAGCUUGGGGUGCAGGCAGAGGUACCAACAGGAGUCUAUAUUGACCCAUCUACUGGAGGUUUGGGGGAGACCGUUCAGGGGAUGCAGGGUCCCAAAUCACCAUCAGGUUCUAUUCCUGGAAAACAGGACAAAGAAAGAAUUAAAGUCUCAAAAACGUCAGCGGAUGGUGACCCUCACUUUGUUGUUGAUUUCCCCUUGAGUAAGCUGACUGUCUGCUUCAACAUCGAUGGGGAACCCGGCGAUAUCCUCCGACUCGUGUCUGAUCACAAGCACUCUGGUGUGACGGUGAAUGGUCAGCUGAUUGGAGCCCCGGCACCACCUAACGGCCGUAAGAAGCACAGGACCUACUUCCGAAGCAUCACCAUUCUCAGCAACAAGCCGGAAAGAGCCUACCUGGAGGUCACUCCCACAAAGGUCAUCUUGGACGAUGGACAGAGACUUGUGUUGUCCUGCGACCGCAGUGCCGUGGUAGGAAGCAAGAACCUCGAGGUGUCCGUCUUUGCCCGUUCCAAUGUGACGGUAAUGAUCCGGGGCACCAUUGCUUUUGUCAUUCUGAUCCACCAUUACAAGAAUCCAGCUCCGUACCAAAAAGAUCAUUUGGGCUUCUACAUCUCUAAUGGCCAAGGGCUUUCCUCCAGCUCACUUGGGUUGCUAGGUCAGUUCUUACACCAGGUUGUAAAUCUUACCAAGGAACCUCAUGGCCAAAGCCACCAUCUGAGCAACUGGAAUGAAACGAAAAAUGAGGACAACGCUGCCAGCAACACAUUACAACUGAAAGGGCGUCUGGUUCCAGUUGUGUGGAAGCAAAGGAAAAUCUACAAUGGCGAACAGGAAGUGGACUGCUGGUUUGCCAAAAACAACGCUGACAAGCUAAUUGACGGGGCCUACAAGGAUUAUCUAGCCUCUCACCCUUUCGAUACAGGGACUAGCAGCUUGGUAGGGAACAAACUUUAAGGAAAGAGUUAACCAUAAGCGCCGUGAUCAAUAUGGAAGCAGUUACUCCCUCGGAGACUUUCGCACUUUUGUCAGUUCUUUGUGAUGCCAAAGAAGGAACUUGUGCAACAAAGACGCUGUUCUCUUCACAAGGCCACUGGUCUGUUUGUUGGUUUAACUAAGGACACUUUCACAAGUGACUCCAGGAGGGCUUUUUUGGGUCUAAUGUAGGUUUUUUAAAAAACUUGAUAGGGUUACCAACCUCCAGGUGUGACCUGGAGGUAUGCUGGAAUUACAACAGAUCUCCAGACUAUAUAGACAGAAAAUAGCUGCUUUGGAGGAUGGACUCUAUAGCAUUAUACCACACUAGGGUUGCCAACUUCCAGAAGGGGCCUGGAGAUCUCCCAGAAUUAUAAGAGAACUUCAGAAGAUAGAGAUCAGUUCCCCUGGAGAAAAUGGCUGUUUUGGAGGGUUGACUCUAUGGAAUUAUACUCCACUGAGGCCCUGCUCCUUCCUGAACCCUGCCCUCCGCAGACGCCAUCCCUAAAUCUCCAGGAAUUUCCCACCAUGGAAAUGGUAACCCUAUGCCCCUUCCUCCCCAGGCUCUACUUCUAAAUCUCCAGGAAUUUUCCAACUCAGUGUUGGCAACCCUACUUGUGAAUAUAUCUCCUGCCACCUGUAACAUAGGAAAGAACUGUUUUCAAAUGGAAUGAUGGUCCAAAGAAAGUGGAGCAUUUAAUUUGAACGAGCUGGUAGAUAACGGUCUUAAAGAUACAUAUAUUGUU
Eublepharis macularius is the source of this 3709-nucleotide messenger RNA. RefSeq names its product inter-alpha-trypsin inhibitor heavy chain 5 (gene ITIH5). Lineage: Eukaryota; Metazoa; Chordata; Lepidosauria; Squamata; Eublepharidae. The record is from RefSeq and is a predicted model, not a curated record. Gene Ontology annotation, molecular function: serine-type endopeptidase inhibitor activity. Gene Ontology annotation, biological process: hyaluronan metabolic process. The transcript has 14 exons. The coding region runs from base 87 to 2945 and encodes 952 amino acids.